Lodderomyces parapsilosis is the source of this 2244-nucleotide messenger RNA. RefSeq lists its product as uncharacterized. Lineage: Eukaryota; Fungi; Ascomycota; Pichiomycetes; Serinales; Debaryomycetaceae. Bases 1 to 2244 code for a protein of 747 amino acids. The record is from RefSeq and is a predicted model, not a curated record. The transcript has a single exon.
AUGUCACAGCCACGACAACAAGCUCCACAACAGCAGCAGCAACAGCAGCAGUCUCAAAAUGCGACAAGUAUCAGCCGAGCCACCACUCCAGCAACCAUAGAGUCAACUGAGUCAUCAUCGCCAUUACCAUCAACUAAUCAAACAUUGCCUUCGUCGUUAAACCCUGACCAACUACCUACUUCACCAGUAUCCAUAUCAUCAUCAACAUCGUCAUCAUCGCUGUCUGCUAAAGCAGUUAGUGUCUCUAGCUCAAUAACCAACUCACCAACACCAUUCAACCCACUACCGACAAGAUCAAUAAAUUUUGCUGCAUUGAACUCAAAGAUACAACAGAAGCAGCACCAUUCACACCCCCACCCACAUGUAAAUACCCAAUUUCCAGCACGUAACCUGCCAUCAAGUCUGGUUCCGACUCAAACUUCAACACCUAAUACUAUGUCUCCUACUCAUUCCUCACUACCGUCUAGACUGCAAUCACCAAUUGUUCCACCUUUGCACGAUUUGGUCAAUGAUUGCUUUCUUUUAACCAUUGACAAAUUACAAGAUGAUACACGAGCGUUUAUUGCCAACUCAUUCCAUCAAUGUGUUGCCAAACAACAUUGUGAGGAAAAUUUAGAGUUUUUGAUUGAUAUCUAUCGUUAUGAAUAUGAGUACAACUUGAAGGUGCUCACAUCGUCAUUGAACAAUGCCAGUAACUCGACUACCGCUUCCACCACUAACCCACCUUCUUUGUCUACUUCACUCAACUCAAAAGCUGUCAUUAACGGAUUCAAUCAUGAAGAAGCCACCUCUAUGGCAAAGAUGAAAUUAAAUGCUCCAAGUCCUUGUAUAACGCCCACCACUCAUGGCGCCAGUACUGCUUCGUUAUUUAGACGUCAUCAAAAGACUUCAUCGGUAGCUUCAUUUGAAUCACUCAAAAAGAAACAUUCAAUAAGGUCAGAGGAAUUGGAUCCACAACAAGCAUUUGUCUCCACUAUUGAUGAUUUGGAUUUGAAUGCACCUUGGGAUUCAUUUGGUGAACUGCACGUUGGUGAAGACGAAGAAUAUAGCGAUGAUGAAGAAGAUGAGGAGCAACCGAAUACUCAAGAUGUUGCUGAACUUCUUGCUAAAAAAGAUUUACAACAGUUGAAUGAACGUUGGUUAUUCAUAAUGAACAACUACAUCAAACAUGAUUCACCAUCGCAAAUAAAUAUUUCUCAGAAAUUGUUUAAAGAGAUUGUUCAAGAAUCAUCAGUUUGUAAAUUACAUGAUCCCAUCAUUUUACUCAAAGCUAGAAACGAAGUGUUGCAGAUUUUGAAAGAAAAUUGUUAUAGUUCAUUUGCUAGUAAAUUCAAGAAACAAAUGGCACAACCUUGUGGUGGGCAAGAAGGCGUAUGUUGUUCAUGUGGAAUGGAGGAGAACAAAGCGGGUAAUUAUAGAGCUCUUAGCCCAAGCAUGAAUAACAACAACGAUAGCAUGUUGACCUUGGAAGGGAUCGUGACUGGUGAUUCAACUGCUACUACAACUUCGUGUAAUGAAUGUCGAGAGAUCCCAUCAUCUAGUACCACUUCUACCAUGACUACUUCAUCAAUGUUUACACCAGGAGCAGACAAACUGCAACAACCACAUAGACACCACCAUUUAUACCACCACCACCAUUAUCAUCAUCAUCAUUCAAGGAACCAAGACUCUCCAAACAUGUCAUCUUCUUCCUCAAUUGCUGCAUCUUUAUUGGGUAAAUUAUCAUUACCUAAAAGAUCAAAGACUGUCAAGCACCCAGAUCCACAAGUACAACAACAAAAUGGCAAUAUUACGUCUCCGCUAUAUGGCGAAUUGAGUCCACCUUCGUCAAAUUCAUCAUCGAUGCUGAAUAUCUUUGGCAAUGCUAAGUUUGCACUUGGCAGUAGUGGUGCUGGAGCCGGUGGAGAUGCAUCACCAUCUCCUAGUUCAGUGGCUAGUUCAACUAGAGGAAUACCGAUUUCAUCACCAUCAGUGAGAAAACAACAACCAGCAACCAUACAACAGACACCAACGGCAAUGGUAACCCCGGCACAAGGUACAACUAAUGCAUCAACAUCUGCCACUCCAUUACAGGCUCAGUCAUUGCCCAUCCCUCGAUCAUCCAAUGGCAGUCCCAUCUCAUUGAAUUCAGUAGUUAGCAAUGCGCAAAAAGAUCGUGAUCGUGAUCGUGAUCGUGAAGGCGGACCACCAGUUAGUAGUACUGGCUCAUUGAGUUCAUCAUUGAAGUUUUGGAAGAGGAAGUAG